AUGGCUUCACCUAAUGGUUUUUUUAACCACUUAACCUAUUUUCUGGCUGCUGGUGCUGUUAGUUUGGGAAUUGGUUUCUUUGCUUUGGCAUCUGCUUUGUGGUUCCUGAUUUGUAAACGAAGAGAAAUAUUUCAAAAUUCCAAAUUUAAAGCAACCAGUGAGAGAUUCAGGCAAAAACCAUCAAAGGCAAAGAUUAAAUCUCAUUCUCAGUGUGUUUUUAUUUCUCGAAAUUUUCAUACUGGAAGAUUCCAAUUACAGGAGGAGCAAAGAAAAAAGGAAGCAGCACGUAUGAAAGCAAUUAAAGAUCACUCUAAAAAUGAAUUCCACCUUGCAACAAAAAAGGUCAUCUGUGAUUCUCCAGAGACUAGCUCGGCAACAAAUGGCAGCAGCGUUCCACUAAGCUUAUCAACAUUACCGUCUGAGGCUUAUUACAGCCAAAGCAUAGAAGCAGCUGAAGACUGGUUUUCUGAUGGUUCUCUAGCAGAAAAGAAUUCUACAAAGCCUUUUCUCAAGGAACCUCUAAUGGAAAAAGUAUUUUCAUAUCUGUCAACAAUUUCAUUAGAAGAAUGUACUGGAAAUGUAAAGAAUAUGGCACUUUAUGAUGAUGAAAAAGAUGACAACAUUAAGGAAAUAUUUACACGAAGAAACACAGAAGUCGAAAUACAAAACCUUCAACAUAAUACUGAAUGA
Messenger RNA from Sciurus carolinensis (gray squirrel), 690 nucleotides. RefSeq names its product chromosome 1 C1orf185 homolog (gene C1H1orf185). NCBI's taxonomy places the organism in Eukaryota, Metazoa, Chordata, Mammalia, Rodentia, Sciuridae. The transcript is spliced from 5 exons. Bases 1 to 690 code for a protein of 229 amino acids. The record is from RefSeq and is a predicted model, not a curated record.